Lichtheimia ornata is the source of this 774-nucleotide messenger RNA. RefSeq lists its product as uncharacterized. The transcript is spliced from 2 exons. The record is from RefSeq and is a predicted model, not a curated record. Bases 1 to 774 code for a protein of 257 amino acids. NCBI's taxonomy places the organism in Eukaryota, Fungi, Mucoromycota, Mucoromycetes, Mucorales, Lichtheimiaceae.
AUGCUCCAACCCAUGCCAACAAGUGUCCAAAACUCGCGAUCCAGUAAAGUACUCGUACAACUUCAACAAGAUUGGGAGUCCAUUCAAAAAGAACUAGCCGCCACCCGAUCGCAGCUGGAUACAGUACGUGAAUCGAAAAAAAAGUACCAAUUGGAGGCACAGGAAUAUGCAGAGAGCAACACACAGCAUCGUUCAGAGAUCCAGAGCUUGAUGCGUACAUUGGACAGCAAACAGCAGCAACUAAAUCAGUCCAAACGAUCGUCGCAGGAUAUGGAGAGCGAGGUCAAGCGACUAAAGCAAGAAGCGGCCAAGGCACGAAAGGAAUUGGAUGCAGCCAUGGAAAAGCACAAGUUUGUUACUGAGGAAAAGGCACGACUUGAUCAGCAUUAUAAGGUUUUGGAAGAAUCCAUGGCUUCUGGCCCACAACGAGAAGUGGAUCGACUUCGACAAGAACUUCGUGUCGUCAAUGCGCAACUAGCGAUUGUAGCUGAACGAUGUCAUUUGGCUUCCAAGAUACAUGAAACACGAGCCUAUCAAUGGGUUGAAGAACAGCAACAGCGACUCGAUGCAUUGCGGAGGAUGCGUGAUCAAGUCCAAUCCAACACUGAAGCUUUUGUGGAUCAUGUGCGUUCGGAAUUAGAAGCACUUGCUGGUAACGUGCAGGAGACAGAUGGUGAUUUGCAAUCCGCCGUCGAAAGAUGUCAAUCCGAUAUGGAACGUUUGAUCGUAAGCAUUCGCACCUAUGCAGAACAUCCUGAUGAAGAAAAUCAAUGA